UGGUGGCAGCUACUGGUUCUCCAGCCAAACUGAGGGGGGGGCGGGGUCUCCCUUGUCACAGCUGUACACAAGCUACAAUGUCUCUGUCUCAGAUUACUCCUACUCUCUUUCUCAGUGGGGCAGAUGUUCCUCUUAAUCCGACCCUUGUGUCUCAGAAGCGGAUCACUCUGAUCGUCAACGCCACCCUCAACCACGCAUGCCCCGCCUACCCGGGUGUGGAGUGCGUGCGCGUGCCCGUGUCCGACCUUCCCGGCGCUCGCAUCGGGGACCACUUUGAUCGCGUGUCUGACCGUAUCCAUGGAAACCAUUGCGGAGGGACGCUGGUGCACUGCGCGGCCGGCAUGAGUCGGUCCCCGGCGCUGGUCAUGGCCUACCUGAUGCGCUACCGUGGCGUGACACUGCGCCAGGCGCACCGCUGGGUGCAGGACAGUCGGCCCGUGCGCCUGAACGCCGGCUUCUGGGAGCAGCUGCUGCAGUACGAGAAACGGCUCUACGGGAAGAACACUGUGAGGGUGGCCCUGCCGGAGGGGCCGGAGCCGGGGGGGGCGGGGCCAAGGGGACCAGGGCUGCUGACCCCCGGCCCGAAGAGGAGAACAGAGCCAGGACCCGGGUCACUGAUGCUGACCCGGCCACCGGCGAUGACGUCACCCACGCUGACCCGGUUACCGGCGAUGACGUCACCCACGCUGACCCGGUUACCGGCGAUGAUGUCACCCACGCUGACCCGGUUACCGGCGAUGGCGUCACCCAUGCUGACCCGGUUACCGGCGAUGGCAUCACCCACGCUGACCCGGUCCUCGCGGAUGACCCGGUCUCUGGCGAACAAAGCCAGAAGAGGAACCAGAAGCAGCAAAGUGUGAAGAGCAUGAGUGGAGCCUGUGACCUUUGACCUUUGACCAGAGCCGACUCAUUGUUUGUGUUUGAAUUUUCUGCUGUUUUUGUUGCGACCUGAACUGAAACUCCACAGACGGGUUCUGGAAACUCUCCUGAGGGGAGGCGUGGUUCUGCUUCCGACCUGAACCCCGGUCAGAUCCGGGUCCCAGAUGGAACAUGUGUCUGCAGAUGGUCAGUGGAUCACCUCCUGGUUUUGGGUCCACGAUAGAAUAUCAACCUCCAUUUUAUCAUCAGGGAAUGGUUCAGUUUCAAACCAAAUGUCACAUUAAUUCCAGUUUUUCAACAUAAACACAAUAUUCAUUAAAGUUGUCGUCCUUUUGUUUUCAUUUUCAUUGUUUUUUUCUGUUGUGUAGAAUCAGAAGUGAUGGAAGUGUGAAAUAAAGCCUGUCCUUUUCUGUCACACCUGGAUGUGACUGAAGGAGGAAAACCAGCAAAAUGAAGUAAAAGUAGAGCUUUUUAAUGACAGAAGUGAAUUAUUCACAAAGACCCCAGCUGGUUUUUGUGGUUUGAACUUAUUCCUAUAAAACACCUUCAAAUCAGAGAUGUAAAAGUUAAAUGAAGCCGAA
This is a messenger RNA of Sphaeramia orbicularis (orbiculate cardinalfish), 1460 nucleotides long. Its product is annotated as dual specificity protein phosphatase 18. Gene Ontology annotation, biological process: protein dephosphorylation. Gene Ontology annotation, cellular component: cytoplasm. Gene Ontology annotation, molecular function: MAP kinase tyrosine/serine/threonine phosphatase activity. The transcript has 2 exons. The coding region runs from base 78 to 860 and encodes 260 amino acids. Lineage: Eukaryota; Metazoa; Chordata; Actinopteri; Kurtiformes; Apogonidae. The record is from RefSeq and is a predicted model, not a curated record.